Nilaparvata lugens (brown planthopper) is the source of this 3919-nucleotide messenger RNA. RefSeq lists its product as uncharacterized. The transcript is spliced from 9 exons. Gene Ontology annotation, biological process: negative regulation of G2/M transition of mitotic cell cycle. The record is from RefSeq and is a predicted model, not a curated record. The coding region runs from base 239 to 2902 and encodes 887 amino acids. Lineage: Eukaryota; Metazoa; Arthropoda; Insecta; Hemiptera; Delphacidae.
AGUACUGGGCACGUAGCUUAAAUUUCUUGAAUGAUAAAAAGUAAGGUUACAAUCUUAUGGAAGUUAAUACAUUAAGUUAUUACAUUUUCGUAUUAUUAUUCGUAUUUUUCAUCUCAUGACUCAGGACCUUACGUUUCGUCUGAUUAAUUUAAAUUCCUUUCUUUCAGUUAUUUUAUCAAAUUGAUAUUCAAGGCUGAAAAAAAACAGUUUUAUGUUUCAAUAAUCUCAAGGUUUCAAUAUGAGUGAAUUCAAUAUAAAACAGCAGAAUCGUGACCGAUUCAAAGCGAGUAAAGGGAAAAAGCAGGCUGCAAAAUUCAAACAUUCUGAGAAAUUAGCUAGAAAUGUUUUUGAUAGACAAUCGAAUGCCUCAGAAUCUAGUGAGAGUGUUGAAAUGUCGAUCGAGAAGAAAAGGUAUAUAAAAUUUUGUGAAAGCAUAAGAAACUAUAAUAAAACUCAUGGUUCAAAUCCAAGCUCUUCAAUUGAAAGUCAAAAUAAAUCUAGAAGGGAGAGACGAAAAAAUCGCGAGCAAAAGUCAAAUCAAGAUAAUGCCGAUAGUAACGAAAGUGACAAUGUGGCAAACAGGGAACUGGAUGAUCCUUCGCCUUGCUCAAGCCAGAACAGUCAGCAGACUACUUUCACCACAGCUGGUCUCAGUCAAAGCGAUAUGAAAACAGUACAAGGAUUCUUUUCACAACCUUCAACUUCCAAAUCUAUUGAUUCCGAUUUGUCUAAUAAGUACGACUGUUCAAAAGAUAAGAGUUCGAAACAAUCAUGGAGAUCAGAGUGUAGGCCUAUCCAGCCAGAAAACAGGAAUGGAUCCAAAGAUUCCAUGAGUCAACAGACUUUUCAGCCUUUUCGUCAAGAUAGAUCUAAAGUAGACUUCUCAAAUGAUGAAUUCGGAGAUUCUAAAAAGUACAGAAAACGAGCUAUCAAGAGCCACUCGGACAGGAAUUAUGAUUUGCCAACUUAUGAAGAUAAACUGGAAGGAGAUGACUUUGAUGAUUUGAGUGAAACUACGUUCUCAGUUUCGUCACAUUUUUUGAUGAAGGAGCAAAAAGAAUGGCUGGAGCAAAGUGAGUCUUGCACGAAUCCAUUUGCUUUGAACCUGAAGUGUCUGGCAGCCGCUCUGCACACUAUUCCCUUCCAUUUGAGACAGUCGCUGCCACCAAAUACAUUGACGUCGGACGAAGUAACGCGUAUGAUCAGUGAAGCCGAUUCAAAGAUACAAAUCUACAGAGAUGUUUGUCAGGAAGCUGAAGAAGAGAGAAAAAUUGGUGUUUUUAGGGAAGGUGAUGACAAUGUACUCAAAGAAGACUUCAUCAGGGAUUUUCUGACAUGUAGCGACUCGUUUAGUGCCGAUAAACAAGUAGCUGAGAACAGUCCCAAAAUCGAUGCUCCAGCAAGUGGCUAUACAUUGAAUUUUGAAUUAGAUGAGGAUUUAUUAGAAUCGCCCUUUUCAACUUUCACAACAGUCUCUCAAGAUGAAAGUAAGAGUAAAAAGAAGAAUAGAAAGUCUAAACAUUCAAAGAAAUCCAGUAAUCAAGAUAAAGUAAUGACCGGAAAUUCUUUGAAAGAUGAACGGGGAGAAGAUGUUCCUAAGUGGAGGAAGAUGUUGGAAAUGAACAGUGAUGUCAAUUAUCUGCUCAACUCUUCUUCGGAAGAUGAAUUCACCAAACAACCAGAACUUAAUUCAAAACUGAAAAGUAAUGCAUCUAGUUCUCCCUCUACUAAAGUCACGAGUAGUGGCUCUGGAAAAAUGUCAAAGAAACAAAAUAAUGAUAAAUUAAAUAGCUCUUCAAAAAAAGUCAAAGGAAAUAAGAAAUUGAAUUGCACUCUCACAAAAUUAAAUGAAAAUCAAUCAAAGCUUGAUUCAUCGAUCGCUUCUUCUCCUUCAUCUGCUCCAAAAACUACUGAUGGGAAAUUUGCUGAAGGAGUUUUAAGCAGUCAAGAUGCUGUAAGUGACUUAUCUAAAUCGCCAUCGGAGAGAAAAACACGUGUCAGGGGUACUUCGGCAUUCAAUAUCACGGAGUCUCUGAGCGGAUUGCUGGCGGAAAAGUCGGCACCAAUUCCCUGCAAUAAUACGAUCAAGCAACCAUCUUCAAGUGAAUCCAGUGGCAACUACCAAUCACCAAGUUCCACCAAAUUGGACGCUCUUGAAUCCGAUUUCAAAAGAUUGAAUUUUGGUAGUCCUAACAAUUUCAAGUUUGAUUUUAAAAUGAGUGGUUCAACAUCUCCUUCAAAACCUGGGAAUUCUGUGGAAACGAAAACGUUUUCAACCUCACCAUUCAAACAAACAAGUGCUGAUACUAGAACAAUAACAACUUCUCCAUUUCGCUUCCCAUCAAAACCAAAUGAUACGUUCAAAACUCAACCUUUCACACCUUCACCACCAGCAACGAAAAAUAAAUCACCACUUCAGACGUCACCUUUCACUUGUAAAUUUGAUUUUAGAGAAGAAGAUGAGCCGAAAGUAGAAAAACGCAAUGAAUCACCUAAAAACGCUCAUCAAGUAGAAGAGAUCAGUAGCUCUAUACCAUCUUUAGUUAUAACUCCAACUAAUAAAACAGCUACGCCUGCCAUAGAUAUAGUGAACAAAAAUCCAAAAUCUAAAGCGGUCUCAGAAGAAGGAGCAUCCAGUGUUGCCAGUGAAUCUUCCGCCACUAGUAUAAGCAAGCCAAUCAUUGGUGAUGAUGAUGAUGAUAACGACAUUGACAUUUUGCUAGGCAUCACCAAGCAAACGCCGCAGAACAAGGAUAGCUCUACUAUUAAACAAGCUGCAAAUGUAAAAUUGCAGAGCGAGCGCAAAGGCAAUCCACAAGAUACGACUGCUACUAGUAGGACAAGUACGAGUAUGUUGGACGAAAACUUGGAUGAUUGGCUAGACUCUGUCCUGCAAAGUUGAGCUCUUAACUAAAAUAGAUUGACAAACAAAAUUGAUACUACCUUAAAACUAGAAAAUAGAUAAACAAAUAUCUGUGAUAUUUGCUCUGGUCUUUCGGUUGAUAUUGGGGACUUUCUAUGGAAGUUAUAAAUAGAAUAGUUCUCAUACAAUGUUGUAGCAGUCACUUCCUACAGUCCAUUCUCUACAUGCUGCCAAUUCAAGUGAGUCUUACCAUACAAUGACAGUACAGUAAUAGGCCUACUCAUGUACAUUGUAUAAAAACUCCAAAAAAUGCAUUCAUUCCACCAAAAUAACAUCAGAAAAGAAUAAGAGAUUUUACAAUAUUUUGAUAAGUAUUGUUAUUUACAAUAGCCUAAUAAAAUAUUUAUAUUAUUUAUAACGAAACAAAACAAUGAUAAAUUAUUUAAUGAGGGAUUUGUUAUUCAUACUAACAUAAAAGAACUAUUUCAUAGUUCUCUAUAGAUGAAAUGAAAUAGUUUCUCCACGCUACUCCAGUUCAACUGGAAUUAUGAAUGAAAAGUUUACGAAGACUUUUGAUAAAUUAUUUAUUUAUUUGAAAAAUCAUACAUACAGGAUGAUAAUUUAUUUAUUAAUUAAAAAAAGUCACACAUACAGGUUUGGAAACAAGAGGCUUUGACUGCCCAAAACUGUUACCCAUUCAGAAAUACAGAGUUCAAUAUAGAAAAACUAAAAUUACAAUACAUGAUAAGAAUGAAAUAAUACGGUUGAACAGAGUAUGAUGAUUUGAUGAUUUUUAUUCUGAUUUUGCUUUUGCUCAAAGAUACAAAUUCAACGCAGUCGUAUAAUUAUCCAUCAUUAACUUUGAGACAUCAGUUCAGCUGGAAUUUUGAGUGAAUAGAAAUAAUUUUUAGAAAUUUUAAUUUAGUGAAGCUGUCAUUCAAAUAUUGCAAUCCAUAGCCCUCCUGACUCAUUAAAUAAAACUUUUGUUAUUGAAUUAGGAGAUAAUUCAUAAAAAUGUACAUCAAUUAAUUUAUUAAAUUUUGAUUGAAAAGAAAA